This is a messenger RNA of Chenopodium quinoa (quinoa), 1003 nucleotides long. RefSeq lists its product as uncharacterized. Bases 219 to 788 code for a protein of 189 amino acids. The record is from RefSeq and is a predicted model, not a curated record. Lineage: Eukaryota; Viridiplantae; Streptophyta; Magnoliopsida; Caryophyllales; Amaranthaceae. The transcript has a single exon.
AACAAAUUAAAUUAAAUAAAAAUUAAAAAAAAAAUAAAAAAAAUCCAAUGUUCCCGCUCCCCAAAAACGCCGCCCUUUCACCUUCCCCUUCUUAACCCACCAACUUUAACCGUAGUUAACCCACUUAACCCCUCUUCCUUAUAUAUAACCCUCUCUCAACCUUCCCCCACUAAAACGCUCUAAAAUUAAUUAACCCCCAAAAAUAUAAAAAAUAAAAAAUGGCGUUUUACGCUGAAGAAGAAGAAGUUUGGAAAUGCUCAUUACACCCAUCAAAACGUCGUCGUACUGGCGUCUGCCCUUCUUGCCUUAAAGAACGCCUUUCCGCUCUUUGCCCUGACUGUGCUAACGUGCGCCCUUGCUCCUGCUACGCCACCACCUCGUCGUCUUCCUCCGCUUCUUCAUCUUUCUCUCUCCAUUUUACCGACGGCGGUCGGAUUUCUAAUCUCAUCGACGGCGAACCGGCGUUUCGACGGUCUAGAUCUUCCGCCUUCCCGUUCUUCCGAUCAGCGAGAUAUUCCACCGUUGAUGAGAAACCUCCGCCGGAAAAACUCGCCGGGAAAUCGUCGUCGUUUUGGUCGGUGAUUUGGUGGCAGAAGAAACCGAGGAGAGAGAAAGUUGAGGCGGAGAUGAGGAGAUCGAAGUCGGUUGCUGUUGCCGGAAAUAAUGAUGUCGUCGGAGUUUCGAAAGGAAAAGGGUGGUAUUUUCCGAGUCCGAUGAAGGUUUUCCGGCAAUCUUAUUCUAAGACUCCUAAAGUUGUUCACGAACGUUCUCCUUUACAUCGAGGUUGAACUUUUAAUUGUUAAUUUUAUUUUAUUUUUAAAUUAUACUCGUAACGAGUUUAUUAAUUUUGGUAAUUGUUAAUAGCAAUAGAUAAAUGAUUAAAUGAUAAUCCGUACUUGGUAGUAAGCUAAUGUCUAAUGGAAAUCGAAGAGUGUUAAUAUUGGAAAUACUUUAUAUGGGAUGAAUUAAUAAUACGAGUAGUCAAGUUUACAAUUUGUGAUCA